CAAAUCUCUGCUGGGCCCACAGCAUCCUCCGAUCCUCAUUUUCAUCCAUUUAAACUAGCUCACCUUUUCCUCAACAAACACCCAUCAGGCAUCCCCUCCUGCAAAUCUUUCUCUGAAUUGUGGGUCUCCGGCAAUGGCGCUCGCUCCAUCGAAGAUUCUGGGCACCCAGCUCAACUUCGCCGGCUCCUCCCGCUACGCCACCGCAGCGCCCACCGCGGGGGCUCAGAAGAUUGUCUCCCUCUUCAGCAAGAAGCCUGCCCAGAAGCCAAAGCCCGUUCCUGUAUCGUCCUCUUCUCCAGACAUCAGCGACGAGCUCGCCAAGUGGUAUGGUCCUGACAGGAGGAUCUACCUGCCAGAUGGUCUCUUGGACCGCUCCGAGGUGCCGGAGUACCUCACCGGAGAGGUCCCUGGAGACUAUGGCUACGACCCUUUUGGCCUGGGCAAGAAGCCAGAGGACUUCGCCAAGUACCAGGCCUACGAGCUGAUCCAUGCCAGAUGGGCCAUGCUCGGUGCCGCUGGCGCUGUCAUCCCAGAGGCCUGCAACAAGUUCGGCGCUAACUGCGGCCCUGAGGCCGUCUGGUUCAAGACCGGCGCCCUGCUCCUGGACGGCAACACCCUGAACUACUUCGGCAACAGCAUCCCCAUCAACCUGGUGGUGGCCGUGAUCGCGGAGGUCGUCCUUGUCGGCGGCGCCGAGUACUACCGGAUCAUCAACGGACUGGACCUUGAGGACAAGCUGCACCCUGGUGGGCCCUUCGACCCGCUGGGCUUGGCCAGUGACCCCGACCAGGCCGCCAUCCUCAAGGUGAAGGAGAUCAAGAACGGCCGGCUCGCCAUGUUCUCCAUGCUCGCCUUCUUCAUCCAGGCCUACGUCACCGGCGAAGGCCCCGUCGAGAACCUCGCCAAGCACCUCAGCGACCCCUUCGGCAACAACCUGCUCACCGUCAUCUCCGGCGCCGCCGAGAGGACGCCCAGCCUGUGAGGACGCACGGACGCCACGCUGGAGAGCGAUGCCAUGUCAUGCGCUGCUGAGCUGUAUGUGAGGGUCUGAAGAAUGUGCCAUGCCCAUGCGUGUAAAUUACCAAGAGGGGGAAGAAUCCUUUUCAUUCUGAUCUCUGAUAUGAUUGAUCUGCUUCAAUUUGUGCCUGAGAUGUGCUACUUACUUAAGUUUUUGGAAGUUAAUUAGUUCGUGCGCGUCUGA
Sorghum bicolor (sorghum) is the source of this 1201-nucleotide messenger RNA. Its product is annotated as chlorophyll a-b binding protein CP26, chloroplastic. NCBI's taxonomy places the organism in Eukaryota, Viridiplantae, Streptophyta, Magnoliopsida, Poales, Poaceae. Gene Ontology annotation, biological process: photosynthesis, light harvesting in photosystem I; response to light stimulus. The record is from RefSeq and is a predicted model, not a curated record. The transcript has 5 exons. Gene Ontology annotation, cellular component: chloroplast thylakoid membrane; plastoglobule. Bases 134 to 982 code for a protein of 282 amino acids.